This is a messenger RNA of Closterium sp. NIES-65, 2877 nucleotides long. The record is from the annotation of a GenBank genome assembly. NCBI's taxonomy places the organism in Eukaryota, Viridiplantae, Streptophyta, Zygnematophyceae, Desmidiales, Closteriaceae.
AUGGCCGCGCGGCGGGACGCGAGGUGCGAGAGCGCGAUGCUGCGAGUGUUGGCGCUCGCACUGGCUACGGCCGCCAGCCUGACGGUUCCAUGCGCCAGCGCCGUUACGAAUGAAACGCAAGCUCUGAGGAGCAUGGCGGCGCAGUGGCAGGCAGGUGCGGCGCUGGCGUCGUGGCAGGUGGACGAUGUGUGUGGCGUGGCAGGAGGGGCCACCGGUAUCACAUGCCACGACGGCUCCGUCACCGCCCUGUCACUGAACAGGACAAACAUGUCAUUGGGGCCGCUGCCUGCGGAGAUAGGCGUCCUCACAGCACUCACUCUCCUGUCACUGAGCAGGACAAACCUGUCAGGGCCGCUGCCUGUGGAGAUAGGCGACCUCACAGCACUCACUCUCCUGGACCUGAGCUACAACAGCUUUAACAACACCAUUCCUUCUAGCAUCAGCAACCUCGCCAGAUUGCAAUCGCUGGUGCUGAAGAGCAACGCCUUCAAUGGAUCCCUGCCCGACGCCCUCUCCGGCCUCUCCAGCCUUUCUCAAUUAGAUGUGCAGCGCAAUGUCUUCAAUGGCUCCUUGCCUGCCUCGCUCUUCUCCCUCACCAGACUCAGCAACCUCUACAUGGACGCCAACAAGCUGUCCGGCACCUUGCCCUCCCAAGUGGGCGCGCUCACCAACCUCCUCACACUUCAGGUGAGUAGCAACAAUUUCAACGGCUCCCCCCCGGCUACCCUCAGCCUGCUCUCCUCCCUCAAUGAGCUGCAGAUGCACAAGAACAGCUUCUCAGGGCCCUUCCCAUCGGUCAUCACCGCCCUCACCAACCUCACCAUGAUCUACGCCAACAACAACUCGUUCGUGGGACCCUUCCCUGCGUUUCUUGGGGACAUGACUCAACUCGUGAUCCUGAAGAUCUAUUCCAACAAGCUGCACGGCACGCUGCCUCAGAGCUACAGCCAGCUGCGCAACCUCACCCACCUGGACUUGAGGGACAUGCAGCUGUACGGCGCGCUGCCCACGUGGCUGGGGCUGCUCACGCGCAUGCAGUACCUGCACUUCCGCAACAACGAUCUGUCUGGGGCGGUGCCUGAGUCACUGGGGAACCUCACCAACCUCAUUGAGAUCUCGCUCAUUGGCAACCCCAAGCUCAACGGCACACUGCCUGCGUGCUGGGCCAACAUCAUCUCCCUGGGAACCAUUGCGGCAUCACGCCUUCAGUUCGCCUGCCCGUCCUCCGACUUGUGCUGCCCCACGGGCAGCCCCAUCCAGGACCUGCCCUUCUGUGUCAACUUCUGCCCCCAGUACUGCUCCGCCUGUGCUCCAGGCAUGUCGCCCGCAGUGAUAGCAGGAAUUGCAGUGGGGUGCUCUGUGGCGCUGCUGUUAGUGCUGGCUCUCGCGCUCUACAUCUGGUACUACAGAUUCGGCCCAGGCCGCAUACAGGCAUGGGAGCGGGAGUUGGACCGGGGCUUCCGCAAGUACACGUGGAGGGAGAUCAUGGACGCCACGGACAGCUUCAGCGAGGGCAGGAAGCUGGGCAAGGGGGGCUUUGGAACCGUGUACCUGGGGCAGGGCGAUGCACGGGACCAGCUCAUAGCCGUCAAGCAUGCGGCCUUUGUGGAGCGCUCCUCCAAGAUAGCCACCAUGUUCGAGGAGGAGGUGAAGGCGGUGUCACGGCUGUACCACAAGAACCUGGUGCGGCUGCUGGGCUACUGCAACGACCACAUGGAGCAGGUGCUCGUGUAUGAGUACGUGCCCAACGGGCCCCUCUCCGACCACCUCUACGGCACCAUCAAAGGGCAGCUGCUGUCGUUUGAGCAGCGGGUGGAGGCGGCAAUAGGGCUGGCGGAGGGGCUGGUGUACCUGCACAACCACACGGAGCGCCCCACCGUGCACCGUGACAUCAAGCCCUCCAACGUGCUGCUCACUGACGACUACCAGGUGAAGAUAGCGGACUUUGGGUUGCUGAGGGAGGUGGGCAAGGAGGAGAUGGGCACGUUCACCAAGGUGGCGGGCACGCGGGGCUACAUGGAUCCCGACUACAUGACGCUCGAAAUGCUCACCACUCGCAGCGAUGUCUACAGUUUUGGAGUGCUACUGCUGGAGCUGGUGACGGGGAGGGAGGCGAUGGAGAGGGAUCCAGACGACAAGGAUCGGCUGGUGCACAUAACCACGGUGGUGCUGCCCUUGGUGGCCUCGCGCCACAUCCACCUCAUCGUUGACACGCGCGUUGCCACACCACUCAAUCUGCCUGCACUGCUCUCCAUGGCUCAGAUCGCAGCGCACUGCGUGCAGCAGCCCGCCACGCGGCGCCCCGAGAUGGUGGAGGUGGUGAAGGCGCUGCACGCCGUCAAGAAGACCUACCUCGCCACGCUCUCCGCUCCUGCCGCUCCUGACGCUGCUCCUGGAGGCAUUGAUGGAUUGCAGGCAGUGAAUGAGGAGAGGGCGUCAAGCGCUGGUGCGCCUGCACAAGGUAUGGCGACUUAUGAUGAAGCGGCGGUGGGUGAUGCAGCAUGGGCGGGCGGGUGGUCACGGGAGGUGCUGUGUGCGUGCAAUGUGAACCCCGCCAAUGAGGUGGAUGUUGCCACGUGGCGCAUGGCACACGCCAGCACUGCUCUCGCAGCGGCAGCAGCGGCACUGAUGGAGGCGCGGGCAACAGUGGAGAUGGAGGGGCUGCGCAGUGACAGUGAGCGCACGGCAGAGGUGCAGAGCAAGGCGCCUGUGGGGGAGCUGCCGGCGGUGCCACUGCUGGAGCAGCGCCACACGGGGGGGUCGGCCAUCAACCUGAGCCGGUCGCAGGAGGGCUCCAGUGAGGGCCGGCGCAUGGGUGAUUCGGGCAGCUGGGUGGCCAAGAUCCUAGGCAGGGGCAAGCAGGGCGGUGCUGCAUGA